Messenger RNA from Myodes glareolus (Bank vole), 377 nucleotides. Its product is annotated as large ribosomal subunit protein eL39-like. NCBI's taxonomy places the organism in Eukaryota, Metazoa, Chordata, Mammalia, Rodentia, Cricetidae. Gene Ontology annotation, biological process: translation. Gene Ontology annotation, molecular function: structural constituent of ribosome. Gene Ontology annotation, cellular component: ribosome; cytosolic large ribosomal subunit. The record is from RefSeq and is a predicted model, not a curated record.
AUGAUCUGUCUCCCAGUCCAAACGCCAACCACAGACCGGGAAGUACUGGAUACUGCUACUGCUCUCUGCUCCGUGACUGGUGUCAGUAUUAGUGAAGAACGAGAAAAAUCCUAUAAGGUCUGCCCGCCUCGCCUUCUCGUCGUGUCUUCUCACAAGACUUUCAGAAUCAAGCGAUUCUUGGCCACGAAACAAAAGCAAAAUCGUCCUAUUUCUCAGUGGAUUUGGAUGAAAACUGGCAACAAAAUCAGGUACAACUCCAAGAGAAGACACUGGAGGAGAACGAAGCUGGGUCUGUAAGGAGUCAACAAUGGCAAGAUAGUUUACGCUGAAUCGUGGUCCUGGAUGAGUGUUAUAAGAUGGAGUUCAACAUUUUCAAC